Strongyloides ratti is the source of this 894-nucleotide messenger RNA. RefSeq lists its product as hypothetical. Lineage: Eukaryota; Metazoa; Nematoda; Chromadorea; Rhabditida; Strongyloididae. Bases 1 to 894 code for a protein of 297 amino acids. The transcript has a single exon. The record is from RefSeq and is a predicted model, not a curated record.
AUGUUUUCUAUUAUUAUACUUUAUACUAUUUUUAUUUCAUUAAUAACAUCAAUUGAAGAAAAUCAGUUUUGGAUUGUUGGUGAAAUUUUAUCAGUUCAAUGGAAACGUGGAUGUUUAAGUUCAGAAAGAUGUACAAAUCCUAGAUUUCAAAUAGUUUCACAACAAUUAGAUAUUGAAGAAAUACAAAGAAUUGAUUUUCCAUUACAUUCAACAUCAACAAGAAAUGUUAUUUUUAAUAAUUAUUUUCCUAAUGGUAUUCCAGAAUCAUUGUUAAUGUCUAUAAAAAUAAUUGGUAUAGAUCCAUUAUAUAAUAUUCCAUUGGAUUGUGAUAAAACUUCAAAUAUUCGGACAUUUCCUAAUUCAAAUGUCAAUCAUUCUUCAACAACCGAAAAGACGCCAUCAGUAAUAGAAUUUGAAGGGAAAUGUUUUACAGCAAUAAUACAAUUGAAAAAAUAUGAUACCAUCUGUCCAUGGUGUUCCAAUAAGAAAGUAUUAGAUAGUAAAGAUAAUAAAACUAUUCCAAAUACUUUGGCAUUAGGGCAAGUUCAAAUUAAUCAAAUAACUUUUAUUAUUAUCUUGGGAAUCUUAUUGUCAAUUAUAUCUUUAACUUCAAUUGCUUUAUUAUUUUUAUUUUUAAGACAAAGAAAAGAAAUAAAAAAUAGAAGAAAAGAUAUUACUAUUUGUAGAUAUCCACAAAUACCAUCAACAAAAAUUAAAAUAGGUAUUUCAAAUGAUGAUGAUUAUGAAACUAUUGAUGAUAAAGAAAAAUUAACCUCUGUAUCAGUUCAAAGGAAUUCUUUUUACUCAUCAGGAUAUCAAUCAUCACAAACAAGCGCAACAUCUAUACAUUCAAAUCAUGGAAUACCUCAAGAUUAUGGAUCUAAUUUCAUUUAA